AUGAGCGGAAAUGGACAAACACCGAACAGAGGGGUGCCGCAGCCGCGCGCGGGGGCGCACGGGGGGAAAGCGGAUGAGAAGAAGGUCAUCGCGAGCGCGGGGAACGCGAGCGGGCCGCCGCAGCAGCAAUUCAUGUUCGGCACGAUGGACAUGUCGAAGUCGCCGACGGGACAACCGGUGAUGCCUAUGCCGGGGAUGCAUCCGGGGGCGAGGCCGCAGAUGCCGGUGGGGGGGAUGAUGGGAAUGAUGCCGCCGCAGGGUAAGCCCGGAAUGCCGGGGAUGAUGCCGGGUCAAAUGUUCGUCCCGGGCGGGGCUCCGUAUCAUCCCGGGAUGAUGAUGGGUAUGCCGCCGAUGGGUAUGCCGGCGUACGCCAAGCCGCCGGGAAUGAAGCCGCCGGCGACGCCGCCGGUGAAGACGGUGAGCAAGGCGAUCAAGAUUGUGAACCCCAAGACAAAGCAAGAGGUCAAGAUUGAAAAGCCGCCCGAGCCCGAAAACCCUGCGACGCCGGCGUCCGAUUCGACGCCCGCGCCUCCGGCCGCGGCCGCGCCUCCGGCCGCUCCCGCGUCGCCCGCGCCGCCGGCUCCUACCACGGCACCGCAACCAGCGGUACCGGCGCCCGCGGUGCCAGCGCCGAUCAACUUCGCCGCCGUGGCGGCCAAGCCCGCUGUGCCGAAGCCCGCUCCGGCCCCUGUCGUGCCGAAACCCGUCGAACCGGUCGCACCCAAGGUUGCGGAAGUGGUGAAGCCGGCGGCCCCGGCUCCAGCGGCGAUCAAUUUCGCCGCCAUGGCGGCCAAACCAGCGGCGCCGCCGAAGCCGCAACCGGUCAAGCAAGAAGAAACGCCGGCCGCAACUGAGCCUCCGAAGCACAAGGCGGUGGAAGCGCUCGCGGAAGCCGUUGCCGGAGUGAAGUUGAGCAACUCUGAAUCCGUCUCCAGCUUUGCUUCCGACGCGGCCUCGGACGCCGACUCAGACAGCGGGCAACUCUCGCGAGUGCAAUCCGCACCACCGCCGGUGACCGAGUUCACGCUCGUCCCCAAGCCGGCGGACGGGAAGUACAGCGUCGAAGAGCUCAAGGCAAUGCGCGAUGCGCCGAUCGCGAACACCAAGCCCAUCAACUGGGUCGUUCCGGAUGACAUUGACUACUGGCCGGUGCCCGGCUUCAUCUGCCCACCUGGCGUGCAGUCCUUCGGCGGCGGUGGCGGUCGCGGCGGUCGACGCGGCGGUAGCCGUGGCGGUGGUGGCGGUGGAAAGGUUGAUGACAAAUGGGCGCAUCGUCAGCUUCCCGCGGGCGAAGGAGGACGCCGUGGAGAUCGUCGUGGUGGUGGCGGCUACAAUCAAACCCAGUACCGCAUUCCGGCUGGCGAACUCCCCAAGCUUCACAAGACGGAUAAAAAGUACGUCAUCGGCACCAUUGACGACGAAGAAGAGAAACGACAGCGUUCAUUCAAGGCGAUUCUCAACAAGCUUACUCCGGAUAACUUUGAGAAGCUCCUCGAGAAGCUUCUCGAUGUGGGCAUCACUGAAGCUGCGACGCUCGUCGGACUCAUCGGUCAGUUGUUUGAAAAGGCGCUUCAAGAGCCGACCUUCUCGUCGCUCUACGCCGAGCUUUGCCGCGUGCUCUCUGAUCGUUUUAUGAACGAAGGCGUCGAAUUUUUAGAUCCAACUGCGCCUGAAGGACAACAGAAGAUUACCUUUAAGCGGGUUUUACUCAACAAGUGUCAAGAAGAGUUCGAGACGAGCGACAAGGCAAUCGCUCGCGCCGAGGCUGGGGAGGACGAAGAAGAAGAGACAAAAGAGGGUGAAGAGGGUGAAGAGGAAAAGGAAGAGAAGAAGAAGGAGCUUGAAGACGGCGAAAUUGACGAGCCGCCCAAGGAGAAGACUCCGGAGGAACUUGAGAUUGAGGAGCGCCGAAAGCAGUUAAAGCGUGACGAUCGACUCCUUCAAGCACGCAGACGUAUGCUCGGUAAUAUUCGUUUCAUUGGUGAAUUAUUCAAGAAAUCUAUGCUUACCGAGCGUAUCAUGCAUGUGUGCAUCCAGAAACUUCUCGGCGCGGGCGAGAAGACUCCGAGUGAAGAGGACGUCGAAGCAUUAUGCAAGCUCUUGUCCACGGUGGGCAGUCAACUCGAUCAUCAGAAGGCCAAGCAACACAUGGAUGCUUACUUCAGAAGUGUGGAUAACCUUAGCAAGUCGAGCGAGCUGUCUUCUCGUCAUCGCUUCAUGUUGCAAGACGUCUUGGACAUGCGCGCCACGGGAUGGCGCGAGCGUAGAAAACAAGAGGGGCCGAAGAAGAUUGCAGAGGUGCACCGCGAUGCGGAACGGGCUGCGAUGGAGCAGACACGUCGUGCGGGCGUCCGUCCUGAGCGAAGCGGCUCCUUCGGUGGCCCCAUGUCACGAUCCGACAGUCGACGCGGAGGCGAUUUUGAUCGUCCACCGAGCCGAGGCUCCGGUCGAGAUGAACGCGACCGAGGCGGCUUCCAGCGAUCUGAUUCUCGAAUCGGAUUCGGUGGCGAUCGUCGAUCCGGUCGUGACGAUCGUGGCGAUUCUAGACCAUCGGUUGGCCGCGAGGUUGACGCACGUUCGAGCAUUCCGCAGCCCCGGAGCUCGAUGGCGCCGUCCGCGGCCGCAGUCCCCGCUCCGAAGGCUGCCGCGCCUGAAAAGAAAGCAACUGCAGAAGUGGACGACGAUACUUUUAUCGCUGAACGCAAGAAGAUCACCGAGUACUUCUACGACGACAAGGAUGCGGCCGAGGCCGUCAAGUCGAUCUCUUCGUGGAGCCCUCGGCAAGUCGUCGGUUUCGUCGAGUACUUUUUGACCACGAGCUUUGAACGCCGAGACAUGGACUGGGACGCGGCGUACGGUCUCCUUCGUGCGCUAGCCGCCAGUGACGGACCGAUGUCCGGCGCGCAGUUGAUCGAAGGGUGCGCGCCGCUCUUCAACAACAUUGAAGACAUCCUGUGCGACUUGCCCAAGGCUGGCGACCACAUCGCCGCCUGCAUCGCCGGUCCCGUCCUCGAUGGCACGUGUUCGCUCGUCGAUCUCGCCGCCGCGCUUCGCAAGGCCACGCCCGAUGGUGAAGAGCCCGGGUACGCCCUGGCCGAGGGUUUCGCCCUCACCCUCUUCUCCCAGGUUCUCUCGCACGCGCAGCGCAUCGCCGGGGACGAAGAGAAGAUGCCCGCCCUCUACAAGGCUUCUGGCGUCGCCCUCAACGACCUCCGCGGCGACGCGGACAAAGAGGACGACACCGUCGUUCCCAAAAUCAUCGAAAAACUCGCGUUGAAAGGAAUCUAG
This is a messenger RNA of Ostreococcus tauri, 3288 nucleotides long. RefSeq names its product MIF4-like, type 1/2/3. The record is from RefSeq and is a predicted model, not a curated record. The transcript has a single exon. Lineage: Eukaryota; Viridiplantae; Chlorophyta; Mamiellophyceae; Mamiellales; Bathycoccaceae. The coding region runs from base 1 to 3288 and encodes 1095 amino acids. Gene Ontology annotation, molecular function: protein binding; mRNA binding; translation initiation factor activity. Gene Ontology annotation, cellular component: eukaryotic translation initiation factor 4F complex.